GAGAUCUAAUCUCAACUUUGUUUCCACAACUUUAAAUGUUGGCAGGCACAGCAAAAUAUCUCCAUGGCUGCUGUCGGACUGCAUAUUAUCAGCUUAUUUCCCUGUCCUUAUGUGUUGCAUCAUUAUAAGGCUCUCUACUACGCUUGGGCGAAUCAAACCAAGUGAUCGAUUCAAGGUUUCGCCUAAUGUUGUGUCAUCAAGCCCGUGGAACUUCGGCUGCCAAGAUGAGGUCAGUUUACUUGGCCCCUAGAAAUAGCCACUGACCUCCUUCCUAGCUACUGCAGAUAAAUUUGAAUAUUAAGUUUCAUACAUUAUCCAUUAUAUUAUAAACCUGGAACUCAAAUAUUUAAGUUCGCAUAUACAUUAAGUAAUAACUUUAGGAUUCUGACGUCGAACCAUAUUCUACCAUCUUCAUCUUUCACAUCUAUAUUUCCGUACAAAUACCUAGAGUACCUAAUUACCGCAGCCUCAAUUAACGAACCUAAAGGAGCCCCUAAAGUGAUGACAUAGGAACAUCAUCGCUACUACGAUUACGGCCACCAUGCAGCUCGCCGUAUUUUCAGCCAAACCGUACGACAAGAAGUUCCUCACGAGCAUCCGUUUGACCGAGCUCGACGAGGCUUCCGACAUCGAGAUCGUCUACCACGAGUUUGCCCUAUCCCUCGAAACCGUGUCCCUUGCCAAGGGCGCCUCCGCUAUCUGCGUCUUCGUGAACGACGACCUCGGUGCCGAAGUACUCGAAUCUCUACACGCGAAUGGAGUCCGCGCAAUCCUCUUACGGUGCGCCGGGUACAACAACGUCGAUUUACAGGCUGCUCAACGCCUCUCACUCUUCGUCGCCAACGUCCCUUCAUACUCCCCCGAGGCUGUUGCUGAGUUCGCUGUGGCGCAAAUUCAGACACUAAACCGCAAUACCCACCGCGCUUAUAAUCGUGUUCGCGAAGGUAAUUUCAAUCUCCAAGGUCUCCUAGGGCGGACUCUACAUGGCAAAGCGGUUGGUAUCAUUGGGACAGGGCGCAUCGGAGUGGCGUUCGCGCGCAUCAUGAACGGCUUUGGGUGUCGUCUUUUGGCUUUCGACCUCUACCAGAACGACGAUUUUAAGAAGUACGGAACGUAUACCGACCUGGAUACCCUCCUUUCUGAAAGCGAUAUCGUCAGUCUACACUGCCCACUGACGGACACCACACGGCACAUCAUAAACGACGAGACCCUAUCUAAGAUGAAAAUGGGGGCUAUGCUGGUGAAUACCUCGCGGGGCGGUCUUAUUAAGACGAAGGCCGUCAUCGCGGCCCUAAAGAGCAAGCAUUUAGGUGGACUUGCGUUAGAUGUGUACGAUGGAGAGGGCCCGCUCUUCUACAACGACCACUCGGGCCAUAUAAUCGACGACGAUGAACUCAUGCGCUUAACCACCUUCCACAACGUUCUUGUGUGCGGCCACCAGGCGUUCUUCACCGAAGAGGCGUUGAGCGAGAUAGCCGACGGCACGAUUCGUAACUUGGCCGACUUCUUACACGGGAGAAAAUGCGAGAACGGACUUGUUCAGGACCAUGGAAAGGAAGGACUGUCUCUUGUUAGGAAGGACUCCGUCCCAAUCCGGAUUUAGAGGUUCUGGAUUCCAAGUCGUAGGUAGGUUAAAGAUAGAGGGUCAGCGGAGGCAUCCAUGGAUGUGAUGGCUAUUUGCUGUUGAUUAGGUGGGGUCACGGUAAUAAUUGAGAAUAUC
Molecule: messenger RNA, 1720 nt
Organism: Annulohypoxylon maeteangense
Lineage: Eukaryota; Fungi; Ascomycota; Sordariomycetes; Xylariales; Hypoxylaceae
Product: D-isomer specific 2-hydroxyacid dehydrogenase
Exons: 1
Coding region: 542-1603 (353 amino acids)
Molecular function (GO): D-lactate dehydrogenase (NAD+) activity; NAD binding
Source: RefSeq, a predicted model, not a curated record